AUAGCACUUCACAGUGAUAGCGUCGAAUCGCCACUCCCACCUCCGUGUGGUGGCUUCGUCUCGACAUGUGACGAGAUGUAGUCACUUAAGGGCCUUUAAUAACACGGAAAUUUAGGAGUAGAAGAUAUAACGGGUAUUGUGAGCAGUUAAGCGACAUAAUUUAAUGAGCGAUGUUCGUAGAACAAUGGAGUGAACUGUAUUAUUUGAUUUCAUUUCAGUGAUUGCCUCGGCCGUUCAAAACGUGCUUUUGUGGAUCUGGAUCGUCUUUGGCACAUACUUCAGUGAAUGUUUAAUGAAAAUAUUUCCCCUGGAAAUUCGUACGGAAGCAGACGACACUUGCAGACGACAUUUGCCAACGUCGCCAUGAUGCAUCCUCUUGCGCAGCAUCCCCACCAUAUCCUUCCAGGGGGGCUGUCAACGCUGUACCCUACCCUACAGACAUCACCCCCGGGGGUACAACACCACGGCAACACUUCACCAGGGGGACAGACGUCGUUCCGAAUUGAUGACAUUUUAGGCAAUACGACUGGUUCAUCUGUGUCGAACUCUGCACCAGCAAGACCUACGCCUAUCAACCCAGUUGCCCUGCAAUCUAGUCCAAUUUCACAUACAAUUGCACCUCCGAACUUAUACAAGCCCGUGGCAGUGUACGACCCUUCCCUCCUAUCACACAGUUACCUCACAACGCCAAUGGCUUACAACGGAACUCUGCUCAGUCAAAUGUACCCCUUUCCUCCAUAUCGUGCUCACGAGUAUGCCUUGUUGGACGGGAGACAUCAUGCGUUUUCAAAAGUUGGCCCCAAGCCACCCUUUCUCUGGAACCCGUUCAUUCAAAGACCAAUUCAUAAACGAAAAGGCGGUCAAGUGCGGUUUUCAAACGAACAGACCGUUGAGCUAGAGAAGAAGUUUGAAACUCAGAAAUACUUAACUCCACAGGAGAGGAAGAGACUUGCUAAAGUAUUACAGCUCACCGAGAGACAGGUGAAAACCUGGUUCCAGAAUCGGCGGGCGAAAUGGAGACGCCUAAAACAGGACACCCCCACGAGUGAAGAUAACGAGAAACACGAGGCGGAAGACAAAGAAAAGGAAGUGACGUCAGCUGAGGGUGGCGCAGACGAUUGUGAAAUGGCGGGCCAGACGUCAGAAGAGGAAGAUGAGCAAUCUGAGGAUGAAAUAGACGUGGAAAACGAGGCUGAAGGAACAUGAGAAACGGGUAUUAACUCAGGGCAAUUACGCUUCUGAAAAGGGAUUGUGCCAAGGAAAUAUUUCAUUGAAAAAAUACAUACGCGUGAGACAAAUGCUGACGCCCACGUGACUUGACAGGAACUCUCGCGUGACUUAAAAACCAAAGAUGGUGGUGCAUUGCACUGAGAGAAACUGUUCAAAGUGCUGAAGCCCAUAUUACGGAAGAAAUUAAGCCAAGUUGAAAGGCUAUCGGAAGUGCUACAUGUUACUUGCCCUACAUUCGGAAGAGGAAAAGGUAGCGAAACUAAUAAGACGCGGACUGCAUUUUUAUAUAGCAAAUCCUGAAUAGGGUCAUUAGAAAACUAUACUAAAACAAGAAUAUUUCAUGUUUUGAUGAAAAUUCAAUUGUGUCCUUGCAAUGCAGGCAGUAUAAUACAAGGAAACUCGUUAAACCGAACUUCGUUUAAUUCGAUAUAAUCUCUAACUGGUGGUUCCGCCAGUAGAAAUUUCCGAUACUACGGUCUAAUACAAGUAGAACGUUUGUCUCGAACUACGAGUACUUCGAGUUAACGAGGAUUAACUGAAUUUACUGUAUCGAACUCAUUUACACUAAAAUAAGCAAUAAUUUUAUAAUAAAUUUUUAGGAUCCCUGGACCCACUGUGUUAUAAUUGAAAGGGUUCCGGGUGUAAAAUGGCUUACACUAUUACGCUGUAUCCGCCGCGGUGACGUUCUUAGAACGAAUAUUCUCAUCAUUAUUUCAUUUGACAUUCUAUUUGAUACUGACGUUCGGAUAAGGAACAGGCUGUAUCUCUUUAAUGAACAUGCAAUUGUCACUAAACGUCACUGAACGUCACUUAACGCCACUCAACGUCAGCCAACAAGUGACGUGCUGUCGCAACACGCAACUGCAAUAAUACAUCAUAUCAAAUACAUUCCAUAAUAAACAUGCCUUGUCAAUAAAUAGACAGAAUAUAAACAAUUAUAGCAUGUACACAACUGCUCUAUGAUUCUAAUUUAUACAUAAAUAUAAGCCAAUCAUUUACCGUAUUCAGCCGUCUUGUUAAUGCUUUGCACCCAGGGCUUUGUUAAACUUUUGCCGCUACCAUGUUUGUACAUAGUAUUGUUCAGUGGUAUAAUGUUAUAUGUGUCCGUUGGUAUUUAACGACCACACGAUCCGCUUUAACAUUGUCGUAUGUGAAGGUAUGAAUGUAAAUCUAUGCAAGUUAUGUAUAAUGUAUGUAAAUAAAAGAUACUUAAUUCUC
Haliotis rufescens (red abalone) is the source of this 2448-nucleotide messenger RNA. Its product is annotated as hematopoietically-expressed homeobox protein hhex-like. Gene Ontology annotation, molecular function: RNA polymerase II cis-regulatory region sequence-specific DNA binding; DNA-binding transcription factor activity, RNA polymerase II-specific. NCBI's taxonomy places the organism in Eukaryota, Metazoa, Mollusca, Gastropoda, Lepetellida, Haliotidae. Gene Ontology annotation, biological process: cell differentiation; regulation of transcription by RNA polymerase II. Bases 286 to 1206 code for a protein of 306 amino acids. The record is from RefSeq and is a predicted model, not a curated record. The transcript has 4 exons.